AUAUAGAAAUUCGGGUUUUGAAAUCCUGAAUUUUAAAUGUAAGUGUUACAUAUAUGGGAUAAUUGAGAAACGUGAAUUCAGAUUUUAAAGAAAGACCAAUUAUGCAUAUUAAAAGGUGAAGGAGGGCAGUUGCAGCAUUAUUUUACUCUCUCACGGGUGAACCAUAUGAGACAUUGGUUCACCCUAGACAUUGGUGAAGGAAGAGGAGUUUCGUGAGCGUCUUGAAGAACAACGAGAAAAUGUCGGUGCUGAUCGUGACGAGCUUGGGGGACCUUGUCGUCGAUUUGCACACCAACAAAUGCCCCUUGACCUGCAAAAAUUUCUUGAAGCUUUGCAAGAUAAAGUACUACAAUGGUUGUCUAUUUCACACUGUUCAGAAGGAUUUUACUGCCCAAACUGGUGAUCCAAGUGGCACGGGAACUGGUGGUGAUUCUGUUUACAAGUUUCUAUAUGGUGAUCAAGCCCGGUUUUUCAGCAAUGAAAUUCAUAUUGAUCUGAAGCAUUCCAAGACUGGAACUGUUGCCAUGGCAAGUGCUGGAGAGAAUCUGAAUGCUUCACAGUUUUAUAUCACUCUGCGUGAUGACCUCGAUUACCUUGAUGGAAAGCACACAGUUUUUGGUGAGGUAGCUGAAGGAUUUGAGACUCUAACUAGAAUAAAUGAGGCUUAUGUAGAUGAGAAGGGAAGACCAUAUAAAAAUAUAAGAAUCAAGCACACAUAUAUCCUGGAGGAUCCUUACGAUGAUCCUUCUCAGCUAUCUGAGUUCAUUCCUGAAGCUUCUCCGGAAGGAAAACCAAAAGAUGAGGUCGAUGAUGAAGUGCGACUUGAAGAUGAUUGGGUGCCCAUGGAUGAACAAUUAAACCCAGCAGAACUCGAGGAGGUUAUUAGAUCAAAGGAAGCACAUUCUAGGGCAGUUGUACUUGAGAGUAUUGGGGAUAUUCCUGAUGCUGAGAUUAAGCCCCCGGACAAUGUAUUAUUUGUCUGUAAAUUGAACCCAGUUACUGAGGAUGAGGACUUGCAUACAAUAUUUUCACGCUUUGGAACUGUAUCAUCGGCUGAAAUCAUCCGUGAUCACAAGACUGGUGACAGUUUAUGCUAUGCUUUCAUAGAGUUUGAGGACAAACUUUCAUGCGAGCAGGCAUAUUUUAAGAUGGAUAAUGCUUUGAUUGAUGAUCGAAGGAUUCAUGUGGAUUUUAGUCAAAGUGUGGCAAAACUGUGGACACAAUACAGGCGGAAAGAUCAAAAGGGUAAAGGUGGUGGUUGCUUCAAAUGUGGUUCUACAGAUCAUAUAGCUAAGGAUUGCACGGGAGAUGCUACAAUGAAACAACCACAAGCAAAAUACAUCUUAAAGGAUGAUAAUACCCAACGUGGUGGAGAUAAUGCGAGUUAUGAAAUGGUUUUUGAUGGAGAUAACGUGGAAAGUCCAAGGCGAGAUGUAAAACACCAAAGGCAUGACAGGGACGACCCAGUUGAAAGAAUAGGUAGGAAGGAAAAUUUUAAAGAUCAUAGAAGUCGUAGGGAUCAGGAAAUGGUAGACUCAAACAGAGAUAGGUAUGGUCAUAGAAGCAGAGGGCAUGGGGGAAAUGGGGACGACAAAGCACGAUCAGAAAGAGCUGCAAGAGAUGCCAGGGAUUUUGAUUCCCUUGCUGACAAGAAAGACAGAGAUAGGCAUAUAGGAAGACAGAGAGAUGAUGAUUACAAGCGGAAAGAUGAGCGGGACUCAAGAAAAAGAGACGAAGACAAUAGCUACAAGCGAAAAGAUGAGCGAGAUUCAAGAAAAAGAGACGAAGAUGAUAGCUACAGAGAAAGAAGAGGUAGCCGAGAUGAUAGGAGAAACACAGAUUCUAGCCAUUUGGAAAGAAGGAAUGAUAGAGAUUACAGAAAGAGACCUGAAGACAGUGGUAAGCAAGAUGCGAAGAUUGAUUCCGGACGAAGAAAAAGAAGUCCGGGUGCUGAGGAUUACAAAAAUGGAAGGGAGGAUGAGGAUUGCAGACCCAUAAGGGAAGAACGUAGGCAUAAAAGACAAGACAUUGAAGCUGAUGAGGAUUACAAGCGCAGACGAGAAGACACAGAUUACAAACGUAGAAGGGAGGAUGGAGAUUACAGACAUAGAAGGGAAGAACGUGGACAUAAAAGACAAGAUAUUGAAGCUGAUGAUCAUCCUCAUAGGAGGCAUCAUGGUGACAGGAGAUGAUUAUUGGUAUCACUAUAUCCGAAUGUUAAGCACAGAACAUUUGAAUGGCUGGCCAUCUUGUAUGUUCCCCUUUUGCUUCAACUUUUAUGGUGGAGCAAGUUAUUGAUGUUUGAGAACAAGGUUUUUGAAAUAUUCUAAAUUUACCAUUAAGAAACAAAUUUAAUGAAUUUUAUUUUCUUUUAAGUUGUAAUUUUGGGGGGUUGGCAGUUGGGAUUUAAAAAGAAUGUUUACAUCGCUUUAGAGAGAAAAAAAAAAUGAAAGGUGCACCACAACAAUGUGGCAGACCUAUUGGGAUUUCGUAAAUUGUUAAAUGGUGCUUGACUUAACACUACUAUAUUCGUGUUAUAUGGGUGUGCUUGGAAAAAUGUUAGCUUUAA
This is a messenger RNA of Cajanus cajan (pigeon pea), 2569 nucleotides long. RefSeq names its product cyclophilin 59 (gene CYP59). Gene Ontology annotation, biological process: protein peptidyl-prolyl isomerization. The record is from RefSeq and is a predicted model, not a curated record. Gene Ontology annotation, cellular component: nucleus. Lineage: Eukaryota; Viridiplantae; Streptophyta; Magnoliopsida; Fabales; Fabaceae. Gene Ontology annotation, molecular function: RNA binding; peptidyl-prolyl cis-trans isomerase activity; zinc ion binding.